AUGGAUGAGCUCCUAGCACGCUUCCCGCACUUCAAGAAGACGGCCCAGGUGCUGAUCGGUGAUCCCACGGCCGACUUCAAGAAGCGCACGCCGGAGCUCAUGCUGAAGCUGAAGCAGGAGAAGGCUGAUGCCGAGUUCAAGGUGAAGCAGGCGGAGGAGAUCCGCAAGUACCAGGCGGAGAAGGCCGCGAAGGAAGGCGAGCGCGCAGCGAAGAAGGCUCGCAAAGAGGCCGAAAGGAAGGCAGAGGAGGAGCGUCGCGCUGCGGCGGGCGAGGAAGCCCCGGACCAGGAGAUGAAGCCGGCGGAGGAGGAGGAGCCUGUGGUGAUGGGCCCGGACCCAGCCCAGGAGAAGCCGCCCACGGUGCAGCUGACGCCGGAGGAGUUGCAGGUGAUCUUCCGACCCCUGGAGUUUCCAGAUUUGACGGAUUUCGCGCUGAGCACUUCCAUGAAUGACUUCUCGCUGCCUGAGAAGACUGAGGGCUUCGAUGCUGUGCAGUACCCCUGGCUGGCGAGGACCAAAGCGGAGCCCUACUUCAAGGAGUGGCGCCUGAAGCGGAAGAUCACCACAAAGGUUGAGGAUCUGAAGAUCGGAGACUGGUUCAAUCAGAAGAGCAAUGCUUGGAAGGAGCAGCUGCAGCAUUGGAAGGGCCUCCAAGCGGUGUGGAAGGCGAACGGCAGCAAGAAGGAGGAGGAGCCCAAAGACUCGCCCAUGGAGCAGGCACCCGAAAACGAGGAGGGAGAGCCCAAGCCGGAGGUGAAGAAGGACGAGCCUAUGUGUUUGGGCGUGGCCGACGAGGACCUGGACGUCUUUGGAGCCAAUGUGAAUGAUUUGGGCAACGGGGAGCCGCUCUGCAGCCACUUCGGCUUCGAGGACUGGAUGCUGCUUCAGCUGCGCGUGGAGUUCCACCUCAUGGUGCACGGCUUCAAGAAGGACGUGACUGAUCCUGAGCGGCCUGGCAUUCAAGUGGAGAACGUGCCGUACUAUUACAACAAGUACUUCCGCAAGACCUUUGCCGCGAGCCACUACGGAUACGAGAGCAAUGAGAAGGUGAUGGACUUGCUGAAGGACACCGUGGUGCUGAACGGGCAGAAGGUCUUGGUACCAGAGCUGGCAGAGGAGUUGGACAACUUCGACCUCUUCCUGAAGCUCACGGAGGAGGGCCGCCGGGAGCGCGAGCUGAUGAUCGACUACGGCGACGAGGAUGCGGCGCUGAGGUUCAACCACACCGCGCUGAAUGCCAUCAUGGGCGGCAAAGGUUUCUUCAAGGGUGUGAUGCCCGGCAAGGGCAUGGACAAGGGCAAGGCCUUCCAGGGCAAGGGCAUGCCCUGGCAGGGGCAGAUGCAGAAGGGCUACGACAGCAAGGGCUACGGUGGCGGAGGAGGGUGGGGGAAGCCAGGUAUGGCUAUGGGCGGCAAGCCUCCGCAGAUGGGCGGCAAGAAGGGCUUCAACAACUUCGGCAAGGGCUACGGGAAGCAGACAAGACACUUGGAGGACCUCAUGGAGGUAGCUUUGGAGCUGCAGCAGCGACGAGAUGCGGAAGGCGCGCGGCAAAGCAGGUCAAAUUGCGUUUGCAAGCAGCGGCACGUCAACAAGACGUCUUGCUCUGCCAAUCGCCGGCGCAUCGAAUCUAAGAGAUGGCGGCGCUUCAUGGUGCAGGACCUGGCCGUGCCACAGGACAUCCGCGGCUUCCUGGUGCAGAACCCACAGGUGACAUCUCUCCAAAGCCUGAGAGAAGCGUUGAGGCGCUGGAGCGUUUGGGCGUCUGCGGCUGCUGCGCUGUCGCUGGAUGGCCUGAACUGCGACCAUGAGCUGUUCCAGAACCACUAUGAGCUCGCUCACCUCUUCUACGUGGUCCGGUCGGACGCGGAGCACCUGCGGCCCUAUGACUUCGAAGACCCGGUGCGCAGCUACCCGGAGGAACCGCCGGUGGCCGAGCACAUCCGGGCGCAGGCGGAACUGCUGCGCAUCUUCUGCGUGGAAGCCGUCGCGCUGGAGUGGCUGCUGGACGCUGAGCGACACCUGUCGCUCAUGGCCCGCAGUACGUCGCCUGCUGAGCUCUACGGCAACGCCUCCCAGGCGUGCGAAGAGCUGCGCAGCUUCCAGCGCUUGGCAGAGCAGUUCACCUGGGCGGAGAAAUAUCAGGAGCUGCUGGGCAUGGGCCUGCAGCACUUGAUGGCCUCCUGGCACCGCCUGGGCUUCCGCCCGGAGAAGCUCUGCGCGUCCCUGGAAAACGAGGCGGAGGUGCGGCUGGUCCUAGGUGAUGUCGAGGUGCACAGGAAGUGCAAGAUGCGGGCGGAGCAGGGAUAUCGUGCAGGUGACCUCUCUAGUGGCUGCAAGGUGGAAGGCCUAUGGCGGCUUCUCCCCAAGGCCAUGCGCGCGGCGAUCGCCGCGCCGCGGCGCUCCGGGGUUCCGAAGCGCGAGCUGGGCGCGGGCUGCGGCACCCGCUUUGUGGCGACAGGCUACAUGAAGAAUCUGUCCAUGAUUGACAGCCGUGGGUUUGCAGCUGACACCUGCCGGGGGCCCUUCCUGACCUACCAUCCGUUCCCUAUGGCAAGCCUUACAGCCUGCAAGUACUGUAUGGUUGGCUCCAUGCUGAACCUGCAGCCGGGUGAGGAGCUCUUGGAGUUUGGCCCAGGCUGCGGCCUUGGCGCCGCCUGGCUGGCCGCGGCCUUCGGCGUGCAGGUCACUGCCAUCGACCUCUUCCAGCAGCACCUGGAGGGAACGCGCGCCAGCGGCUCGCAGGUUGGUGUGGACAUUCGCGCGGUUUGUCAAGGCGACGUCGCCGCUCUGGAGGCCUUUGACGACGAGUCCUUCGACGUGGUGAUCACCAACGGCGCCAUGACGAAGCUGGGCAGCGCUGCGGCGCCCUGCGCCGUGCUGCGGCGCCAGCUGCUGCGGGUGCUGAAGCCGGGAACUGGGCGGCUGUGGUUCGGGGGGCUCCACAGCCCGUAUGCAAUGGACCUAUACCAGAUUGGCGCACAAGGAUGGAUGGAGUGCUUGCGCACCCUGGAAGAAGGCGGUGAUGUGUCGUAUGUGCUGUUUUCAGAGCUGGAGACCAUGGGUGUGGCGGAGUCCUGGGACGCGCAGGAGCUGACCUUGUUGUUGGUCAAGCAUUCGAGCUCGGCAUUGACGGAUGAGGCGGACAUUUACGCAUGCAGGGCUGCAGAGGAGCAGGGCUUUAGCAAGAACAAGGAGCAGCUGGAGGUCUUGCAAUCUCUGCUGCCCAGCAUCGACUGGAGUCUCGCAGGGAGCUUUGCUGCAGGGCCCUCGUUCUGGCCGUGCGCGCAGCAGCGCCUGGAGCGCAUCGCCAGCAACGUCGCGGAGGGCAUGUGGGCGCUGCAGUUUGCUCCCGGUUUGGACCUUCGGCACGUGCUGCGCCGCGCGGAGUCGUGGCGCCCGGCAGCCCCUCCGGAGCGUUCCGGCCACGAGGAUGUUUGGCUGGAGGACAUCAUCGUGCCGACAGGGGUCGAUGUUGUCUUGGACCACUGGGAGCAGCGCUUGGAGGAGCUGGGGCUGCCGGCCAGCCACUCGGACCCCUGGCACAUCCUGAGGUACGACCCGGGAUACCGCGCCCACUUUCUGCACACGGACUGUGGCGUAGAGCACGUUGAUCCCAGCAACGACCGUUACGCCACCGUCUUGAUCUGGCUCUCAGAGUGCUGGAACGAGAGCUUGCCCUGCAGCCCGGUGAGAACCGAAGCCACCGGCGUGGACGACCUGGCGGACGGUGCGACGGUUUUUCCCCAGUAUGGCCUGAGAAUGCGCAUGCCACCAGGUGGACUGGUGGUCUACAGCAGCUUCACACCAGGCCUCGGCGGCCGCUGCAACCCGCGCUCCGCGCACUUCGCGGCGCCGCUGGGCGCCGCAGCGCCGCAGGCGAAGCUGGUGCUGCAGAAGUGGUACUACGCCUCUCCGGUCGAGCCCAGCACGCCCAUCGUGCCUCUGGCCGUCUGCGACGAGAACCCGAGCACCGGCGCCGCCCGAGACAGGGCGCAGUGCAAGCACUUUGUGAUGCCCCCGCAGGGCAUGGCAUCGCAGCGCGUGCAGGACGGCUUGGGACGGCUGCAGCGGCGCAUGGCCGAGCCGGAAGAGGGCGACCAAGUGCAGCAGGUGGUGGCCCUGGCGACGUCCAGAGAGCUGCGGGAGCUUUCGGAGGCCUUGGAGGACCAGGCACAACAGCAUAGCCCUUUUUCAGACCAAUGA
Effrenium voratum is the source of this 4203-nucleotide messenger RNA. The record is from the annotation of a GenBank genome assembly. NCBI's taxonomy places the organism in Eukaryota, Dinophyceae, Suessiales, Symbiodiniaceae.